Paecilomyces variotii is the source of this 1422-nucleotide messenger RNA. Its product is annotated as Alpha/Beta hydrolase protein. The transcript has a single exon. Bases 159 to 1325 code for a protein of 388 amino acids. NCBI's taxonomy places the organism in Eukaryota, Fungi, Ascomycota, Eurotiomycetes, Eurotiales, Thermoascaceae. Gene Ontology annotation, biological process: protein depalmitoylation. Gene Ontology annotation, molecular function: carboxylic ester hydrolase activity; palmitoyl-(protein) hydrolase activity. The record is from RefSeq and is a predicted model, not a curated record. Gene Ontology annotation, cellular component: cytoplasm.
AUGUAACAUCAUCGUCAAAAUUCCGUCUACAAGAGUAAAGAACCUGGCUUUGCUAUGUUCAGAAAUGAUAUAGUGCCCUGCUGUCAAUAGUUUGCCUUCCGGAUUUCACUUUUCAAAAACUCGAUUGAUUUCAGCCUAAUCUACACCUCAGUCUGACCAUGCCUCCAAAACCAUAUCCCGAACCUCUCUCGAUCUCCCCUUUGUCUGCAUCCGAACACACUCACACUUUAAUCCUCCUCCACGGCCGCGGCAGCAAUGCUUCCCGAUUCGGCCACGAACUCCUCCGCUCCGCGAAUCUCCCCGCGCGGCUACCAACUGUCAAAUUCGUCUUCCCGACCGCGCGUCGACGACGCUCGACGGCUCUCAAAAAGAUCCCUAUCCAUCAAUGGUUCGAUAACUAUUCACUCGACGACCCGAACCAGCGGACGGAUCUGCAGGUGGAGGGGUUAUGUGAAACGGCAGCGUUUCUGAGAGAGCUCGUUGUGCAGGAGGCGGGGAUCCUGCGUGAGAAGGGGUAUGAGGACCAUGAUUCGUAUUCACGCAUCGUGCUUGGAGGGCUAAGUCAAGGUUGCGCGGCGGCAGCUUUUAGUUUGCUGGGUGGUGGAUGGGGUGAGAAUGGACGGGAGACGUUGGGUGCGUUCUGUGGAAUGAGUGGAUGGUUACCGUUCCAGGGGCAGUUGAGUGAAAUUCUAAAUUUCGGAAUCGAGAAUGACCACGAGUCCCUAGGUGGGCUGGACGAAGGAAUGGAUCAAUUAGAUAUAGAAUUCUCAGAGGGAAGCGAUGAUGAAGAGGAAGACGAGGACGCGGACGUUCAUGAAGAAGAUGACGAUAAUAACGACUUUGAAAGCAACGAUGAUGACACUGAGGAUAGCAGCUCCUCAGAUGAAGAUCCACAUGAACAAUACAACAAUAACGAAGAUCUGAGUUCGUUCGAUCCAUUUGGGGAGGAUAGUGACGACUCGGACCCCGGCACAAGCACCGAAGAAUUCUCAAGAACUAUCUCAGCGAUCAACCACUUGCGCGAUAUUCUUGAUCUCCCACCUCUCCUGAAUGCAGGUGAAGAGCACAAUUCCGUAUCAAGAAUCACCACACCAGCCGAUGUCAACCACCUUCGCACCCCUGUUUUCCUAGGACAUGGCGCGGCGGACCCAAAGGUCUCCGUCAGGCUUGGGGAGGAGAUGGUUCGGCUCCUUGCUGGACCGUUGGAUAUGGAUGUGACCUGGAAGCGGUAUGAGGGCUUUGGGCAUUGGUAUAAAGUCCCUGAUGAGAUCGAUGAUCUAGUUGAUUUUCUACGCACCAAAGUCGGGGUCCCUGUUAGGAUGUAAAUGGACCUUGAUCACAAUAUCAAUCAAUAUACCCUAAUUGGCGUCGUUUUCCAUCUUGUAAAAGUUGCUAGCCAACGUGUGUUCAUGUCAUAGAAUA